AUCUGUAACCAGAAAAAUGUUUCCAAUUUAGUCUAUGGUUGUAGCUGUGUGGUUUGUUGUGUGGUGUGAUUUGUAAUUAUUUUUUCUAUUAAUUUAAUCUCAAAAUGGAAAACGCUGAAGAAAUAUUCCAUUUUCUUGAAGACUUCUCUAAGCGCAAACCCAAAACAAUUCCACAAGAACUAAACGAGUACUUGGCGUAUGUAGCACGAACCGGUGAUCCAGUUUACCAAUGGUCUCUUGUAAAAAGCUUAUUCAAAGAAAAAUUGCUCUCUGUAAUCACUGAUUUCUAUGAAACUUCUCCAGGUAUUGACAUUCCCCCAUAUCCAAACGUUGAUCCAUUUAAUUACGACAUCAUGAAAAACAGUCUGCUAGAACGUCUAGAUUCCUUCACAUCUGCACCAUUUACAGUUCAAAGAAUUUGUGAAUUACUUACGUAUCCUCGUAAGCAGUACAACCGCGUUGAUAAGUUCAUGAGAGCCAUAGAAAAGAACAUUUUAGUUGUUAGUACUAGAGAACCUGGAACUCAACGACAUGCAGAGCCAGAAAAUGGUGAACCAGUGGAACCUGUCGUAAAUGGCUCUGACAACAAUUCCGAAUACAAUGUUGAUGUUGAAAUGGAAGAUAUGUCGUGGAAAGAAAAUGCUGAACAACAGACGAUCUCAGAACCCCAGCCAGGUUCAUCAGAUGCCCAUAUUUCUGUGGAUGACAUUGAAGCUAGAUUAAAAGCAAAACAAGAAACACCUAUGGAUACUCAAGAUAAAACUACCAAUCAGUAUGAAUCUGUAACUCCUCCUGAACUUAAUGUAAAUGCAGAUGAACAGCCAGCUGAAGCCAAAACCAGUGAUGAACCCAGCCCCCAAGCCUCAGUGUCUGCACCGGAAGAACCAAAAGUUGAAGCUACAACUUCAUCAAGUUCCCAUGAUGAACCAAAGGUUGAUGUAGAUAUGAAACCUGAAACAAGUGCUCCUGCCUUAAUCAUUCCAGAAAUUAAAGUUGAUGAUGCAGAAAUGACUGAGCAAAGACUGAACGAACAGUCCUCUACAGAUACUAAAGUUCAAGAAACUAUUGAAACAUGUCAUAAAGAACCUUCUAGUUCAGAGCCUAAACCUGAAGUAGAACCACAAUCGGUUUCUAUGGAUGAAAACAGUUCUGAUUCAACCACAAAAGAAGAUAAUGAACCAAAACUCAUUUCUGAAGUUUCCACAUCCAGUGAGGAGAGUUCAUCUUCAAGUGACAACACUGAUGGAAGUAGCAACUCUCCUAAGACAGAUGAAAGGCACAUAGAUGUGCAAGAGGAAUCCAGCCAGUCAGACACUCCAUCAGAAGAGAAUGUGGUCAAGGAAUCUGAACAAAUACCUGACUUAACUCCUGAGCAGCCUGCUGAAGAACCACCUCCUAAAGCUGAAAUACAAUCUGAUAAUUACUCAAUAUCUGAUGUUAAUUCUGAACUACCUCAACCACCCGCAGAAGGCCCGAAGACUGAGGAAGUUAUAGAAGAAAAAAGAGAACCAGAAAAGAUUGAAGAAACAAAGUCUGACAUAACCAAGACAGAAACAGAACCGAACAAAGAGUCAUAGACAUGAGACUCUACUAUUACACACUUUUUUAUUAUGUGACUGUUAGUUAAUAAGUAGAAAAGUAAAUUAAUUUUUCUUAGACUCUAUAAACCAAUUUGUGUCUACUCAAGUGAAAUGUGUAGUGUAUGUUCCUUGUAACUUCUGAUCCAUGUCCCAACUCUUUAAGUAUUUAAAUGUCCUGUUCUUAUCCAUUGUUCAAGGACUUAAUUGCAAAUUUUCUAUUAAAUAAUUGAAAUGAAAAUGAAUGAUUGUAACUUAGUAUUAUUUUAUACCAAUUAUGUAAUAUGUGAGGAAUAAAUAAUGAAUCAAUUUCGUAUAA
Trichoplusia ni (cabbage looper) is the source of this 1896-nucleotide messenger RNA. Its product is annotated as serine/threonine-protein phosphatase 4 regulatory subunit 2-like. Gene Ontology annotation, biological process: protein dephosphorylation. The coding region runs from base 105 to 1577 and encodes 490 amino acids. Gene Ontology annotation, cellular component: protein phosphatase 4 complex; cytoplasm; nucleus. Lineage: Eukaryota; Metazoa; Arthropoda; Insecta; Lepidoptera; Noctuidae. Gene Ontology annotation, molecular function: protein phosphatase regulator activity. The record is from RefSeq and is a predicted model, not a curated record. The transcript has a single exon.